This is a messenger RNA of Gracilinanus agilis (Agile Gracile Mouse Opossum), 415 nucleotides long. RefSeq names its product interferon-induced transmembrane protein 3-like. The record is from RefSeq and is a predicted model, not a curated record. Gene Ontology annotation, cellular component: plasma membrane. Bases 36 to 383 code for a protein of 115 amino acids. Gene Ontology annotation, biological process: type I interferon-mediated signaling pathway; response to interferon-alpha; defense response to virus. Lineage: Eukaryota; Metazoa; Chordata; Mammalia; Didelphimorphia; Didelphidae. The transcript has 2 exons.
GGCGCCCCAGUGCCGGCACGAGGCCUGCCCGCAGCAUGGCUGACCACACCGUCGUUCCCAUGCAGCCUGCGGUGUCCGAGACGAGGCUCGGGCGGGACCCUCCCAAGGACUACCUGCUCUUCUCCCUGUUCAACACCGUAGUGUUGGGAAACCCCUGCUGCCUCGGCUUCGUGGCGCUCAUUUACUCCGUCAAGUCCAGGGACCGGAAGCUGGUUGGGGACGUGAAUGGUGCCUUGACGUACGCGGAGACCUCCAGAAAGCUCAACAUCGGCGCUCUGGUGCUGAACGUGCUGCUGCUGGUCGUGGUGCUGGUCCUAGUUUUCCUGAUCCUGCUUCCUUCGCUUAACGCCCUGGUCAGGAAGGCCAGCGAGCCGCGUUACUAAGAAGCCCCUCCGCCCCCCCCCCCCCGGGGCUC